AUGCUGGGACUCCGGGCAGCAACCACUCUGUCCAGCACCAUGUCUUGGGGUAUGUUCACUGCCCAGCGGCCCAGGGGCCCCUCCUGCCUCUCGCCCGCCUGGUCAUGGAUCACACUCUGGGCGCCCCUCUGGCCUGGAGGCCUCCCUCUGCCUCUCUUGGCUGGGGCGCCUGGGGCUCCACCCAACCCCGUGGACCCCAAGUUCCAAAGUGGUUCGCCUGUCCUGGGCCGGGGCGGGGCGGGCAGCGCGGGACCGCGGCCCUCCAAGCCGCGCGCGGUCCAGCGGUGGCCCUGGCUGGUCGUUGCCCGCGGUCCCGAAGAGCUUCUGUGCUUCACCGAACGGUUGGAGGACCUGGUGUGCUUCUGGGAGGAGGCGGCAAGCGCCGGGGUCGGCCCCGACAACUACAGCUUCUUCUACCAGCUCGAGGGCGAACCGUGGAAGCCAUGCAGCCUGCACCAGGCGCCCACGGCUCGCGGCGCUGUGCGUUUCUGGUGCUCGCUGCCUACGGCCGACGCGUCGAGCUUUGUGCCCUUAGAGCUGCGCGUCACAGCCGUAUCCUCGGGCGCUCCACGCUAUCACCGUAUCAUCCACAUCAACGAAGUGGUGCUCCUGGACCCCCCCGCGGGGCUGCUGGCGCGGCGGGCCGACGAGGGCGGCCACGUGGUACUGCGUUGGCUCCCGCCUCCUGGAGCCCCCGUCGCAAGUCUGAUCCGCUACGAAGUGAACAUCUCCUCAGGCAACGUCGCAGGGGGCGCUCAGAAGGUGGAGAUCCUGGAUGGCCGCACUGAGUGCGCACUGAGCAACCUUCGCGGCCGAACGCGCUACACUUUUAUGGUUCGCGCGCGUAUGGCUGAGCCGAGCUUCGGUGGCUUCUGGAGCGCCUGGUCCGAGCCUGCGUCGCUGCUGACAGCUAGUGACUUGGACCCUCUCAUCCUGACGCUCUCACUCAUCCUCGUGCUCAUCCUGCUGCUGCUGGCCGUGCUCGCCCUGCUUUCCCACCGCCGGUGA
Molecule: messenger RNA, 1008 nt
Organism: Puma concolor (puma)
Lineage: Eukaryota; Metazoa; Chordata; Mammalia; Carnivora; Felidae
Source: RefSeq, a predicted model, not a curated record